Molecule: messenger RNA, 3767 nt
Organism: Chinchilla lanigera (long-tailed chinchilla)
Lineage: Eukaryota; Metazoa; Chordata; Mammalia; Rodentia; Chinchillidae
Gene: Rbbp8
Product: retinoblastoma binding protein 8
Exons: 19
Coding region: 788-3484 (898 amino acids)
Biological process (GO): DNA double-strand break processing involved in repair via single-strand annealing; double-strand break repair via homologous recombination
Cellular component (GO): site of double-strand break
Molecular function (GO): double-stranded DNA binding; double-strand/single-strand DNA junction binding; damaged DNA binding
Source: RefSeq, a predicted model, not a curated record
GAGACUGGGUCUCCCUAAAUCGCCUAUGCUGGCCUCGAACUCGCGUUCCUUCUACCCCAGCAUUCCGAGGGUUGCGAUUAUAGGCGUGCGCCCGCCUUCGGCUGUUUUUAACUCUCCGUUUGGUACAGGUCACUCACACACACAGUUUCCCGGAAGUAUGCUUCAGGCAGACACACUAAACGUUCAGGUAACGCCAAGGAUUGGAGGCUCCCCGGGCAGAACGGCUGGAGUUUUCUUCAGGACAUCUCAAACCGUGCCGCUUGCAGAGGCGCGCCCCACAGCCCAGCUCCCAAACUCCAUCCUCCGCGCACCUCAGGCUCCUAGGCAGCAGGAGGAAGGGGCGUGGCGCGGGAACUCCGGCGUGACGUCACGUGACGUCGAAGGCUCCCGGGCGGGCGGGUCCGGCCGCCUCCACGCCGGCCGGCCGCCCUCCGGCCCUUCCUCCGCCCGCGGGAAGCUCAGGCUGCCCCCGCCAAAGGUUUGGCAGUCAGCUGAAGGAAGGAGGCGAAAGUGAAGAACGGCGAGUUGCCAUCCCUGCACAGUUCCAGCAAUUGUCCGCUUCCCUGGUGGAUCUCUGGAGCAUUUGAGGGUGUCCUGGAGCCGUGAGAGGAUCUCUUUUUUCCCCCCAAGCCGGAGCGCGGGUCCUAGCGGCUACUUCCGGUGUGUGGAGCUUCGCGCUCAGCUGAGGGGUAUUUCAACCAUCCAAAGACAACUUCACAUUUGUAUAAUGUAACAGAAGAAUUCUGAAAACAUUAAGCAGAUUGACGUGCAGAGCCUAUUAAACAAAAUGAACAUCUCUGGAAGUAGUUGUGGAAGCCCUAGUUCUGCAGAUACAUCUAAUGAUUUUAAGGAACUUUGGACAAAGCUGAAAGAGUAUCAUGACAAAGAAGUACAAGGUUUACAAGUAAAAGUAACCAAACUGAAAAAGGAACGCAUUUUAGAUGCACAAAGACUGGAAGAAUUCUUCACCAAAAAUCAACAGCUGAGAGAACAACAGAAACUUCUUCAUGAAACUAUUAAAGUUUUAGAAGAUCGGUUACGAGCAGGAUUAUGUGAUCGCUGUGCCGUAACUGAAGAACAUAUGCGGAAAAAGCAGCAAGAGUUUGAAAACAUCCGACAGCAGAAUCUAAAGCUUAUUACAGAGCUGAUGAAUGAAAAGAAUACUCUUCAGGAAGAAAAUAAAAAGCUUUCUGAACAACUGCAACAGAAAAUUGAAAAUGGUCAACAGCAUCAAGCAGCUGAGCUUGAAUGUGAGGAAAAUAUUAUUCCAGAUUCACCAAUAACAGCCUUUUCAUUUUCUGGCAUUAACCGACUGCGAAGAAAGGAGAAUCUCCAUGUCCGAUAUGUAGAAAAAACAAAUACUAAAUUGGGGCAUUCUGUGUGUACAAACGAAUUAAGAAAAGUUUCCAAGGCUUCAACUCAUUUACAGCAUAGCUCUAGUGAAAAUGAAAUUCUAGUCGCUGACACUUGUGAUCAAAGCGAAGCUCCAGCAGCUAAAAUACGUGGAAUAAGCAGUUGUCCCACUGAUAAGUCAUCUUUUAAUUUAGCUACAGUUGUUGCUGAAACACUUGGACUUGGUGUUGAAGAGGAAUCUGAAUCUCAGAGUCCCAUGAGCCCUCUUGGUGAUGAGCUGUACAACUCUCUGGAAGGAGAUCACAAGAAACAAUCUUUUGAGGAAUCCAUGAGAAAUUCUGAAGAUAGUUUAAGAUUUUCAGAUUCUACUUCAAAGACUCCACCUCAAGAAUUGGCCACUCGGGUGUCAUCUCCUGUGUUUCCAUCUCCUGUGUUUGUACCUACAUCUAAUGUGAAAAGUGGUUUGGGUUUGAAUACAAGUUUGUCCCCUUCUCUUUUAAGCACUGGGAAGCAAAGCCAUCCCAAGACAAUCCCUUUCAGCAGCACUUCUACAUCUAGGUCAGAGAAAACUAGAUCAAAAUCUGAAGAUAGUGCCCUUUUCACACAUCAUAGUCUUGGGUCUGAAGUGAACAAGGGCAUUAGCCAGUCAUCUUCUAGCAAGCAGAUUCUUAAAAAUAUAAGUGAAUCCAUAAAUGAACAGGCUAUUACUGAUCGCACUAAAGAUGCUGUUACUGAUAAACAUAUAGUGUCCCUGAAAUCAUUGGGAGGCAGAACAUCCAAAAGGAAGAAAACUGAGGAUGAAAGUGAACAUGAAGUAAGCUGCCCUCAAGCUUCCUUUGAUAAAGAAAAUUCUCUUCCUUUUCCAAUGGAUAAUCAGUUUUCCAUGAAUGGGGACCACGUAAUGGACAAACCUCUGGAUCUCUCGGAUCGGUUUUCAGCUAUCCAGCGUCAAGAGAAAAGCCAAGGAAAUGAGACUUCCAAAAACAGAUUUAAGCAAGUGACUCUUUAUGAAGCUUUUAAGCCCAUUCCAAAGGGCUCUUCCUCAAGCCAUAAGGCUUUGGAUGGGAGCUGCCUGGUACCCAGAGAUUCCCCGGAGGAGUCCUGUUUACAGGAGUGCGUCCGCCAGUCUUUGCGCAAAUCCCCUCCAGACAGUAAAACACCAUUACCUAUAAAAGAAGAAAAUUCCAUCUUCAAAAUCCCUGUGCGUCCACAAGGAGAUUUGGAGACAGAGAAUCAUUUUGAUGAUAGGAAGGGUGCUGGUUCUAAUGAGCCAAUAAAAGUAAAAACCAGGUCAGUCCAUGGAGGAUGUGAACUUGCAUCAGUUCUUCAGUUAAAUCCCUGCAGAAUUGCCAAAACAAAGCCUAACAACAACCAAGAUGCAUCCUUUGAAAAUAUCCAGUGGAGUGUAGAUCCAGGAGCAGAUCUUUCUCAGUAUAAAAUGGAUAUUACUGUAAUAGAUACAAAGGAUGACAGUCAGUCAAGAUUAGGAGGAGAGACAGUAGACAUGGACUGUACUUUGGUCAGUGAAAGUUUGCUCUUAAAGGUGAAGAAACAAGAGCAAAAAGGAGAAAAAAGUCCAAAUAGAGAAAGAAAGAUGAGUGAUACCUUGGAAGAUAUGUUUGAUCGGACAACACAUGAAGAGUACGAAUCUUGUUUGGCAGACAGUUUCCCCCAGGUGGUAAAUGAGUUGGAGGAGUUACCUGCUGCCGUAAGGGGACCAACUGUACAUAAUGAUAAACAAGAUAAAGUCAAGCAGAAAGCAUUUGUGGAGCCAUAUUUUAAAGAUAAUGAGAGAGAGACUAGCUUACGAAAUUUUCCUCAUAUUGAGGUGGUUCGGAAAAAAGAAGAGAGAAGAAAAUUGCUUGGGCACACUUGUAAGGAAUGUGAAAUUUAUUACGCAGACAUGCCAGCAGAAGAAAGAGAAAAGAAGUUGGCUUCCUGCUCAAGACACCGAUUUCGCUAUAUUCCACCCAACACACCGGAGAAUUUCUGGGAAGUUGGUUUUCCUUCCACUCAGACUUGUAUGGAAAGAGGUUACAUUAAGGAAGGUCUUGACCUUUGUCCUCGUCCAAAAAGACGGCAGCCUUACAACGCAAUGUUCUCUCCUAAAGGCAAGGAGCAGAAGAUAUAGAGGCUGAAGCAGAAGGACUGAGGGCGGUUUUCCCCUUUUAGUUGUUUAUAGCUGAAGUUGUAUUAAACAGUGAUUUUUCUGAUUUUCUGUAAAUUGACGUACAAAUCAGUUUUUCUAUUAAAAAUGUUUUUAAAUGGCAUUUACUUACCACACAAAUAACUAUUUAAAAUGUGGCUGUGUUUAUACUUCCUUGCUAUUGCAUCUUUAAAACAAUAAGGUGCUUUAAUUUUGCACUCUAACUUAAGAGUUAUUUACUUUUUUGGUAAUUACAAUUUUGAAAAUA